Messenger RNA from Mustela erminea (ermine), 2694 nucleotides. It is a transcript of the gene ZFP36L1, whose product is annotated as ZFP36 ring finger protein like 1. The transcript has 2 exons. NCBI's taxonomy places the organism in Eukaryota, Metazoa, Chordata, Mammalia, Carnivora, Mustelidae. The record is from RefSeq and is a predicted model, not a curated record. Bases 844 to 1794 code for a protein of 316 amino acids. Gene Ontology annotation, molecular function: metal ion binding; mRNA binding.
UUUCAGCUUCCUUCCCUCCUUGCGCUUUCCCAGACUCCAGUUGCCCUGGCGGCUCCCUGAGCUUUCCAGCACUUCCUUCUUUUCCCGGCUUUCUCGCUCUUUGAUCUAUUUCUUUUUUUUUCUCGCCCUCUGCAACCCCCCCCCCCCCCCGCAGGACUUUUUAAAUGAACCUUAUUGUUGGGAACCGGCUCUCAACUUGGUUCCUGUAAUCCGCUCCGUGGGGUGGUUGCUGUUACAGAUUCCCGAUCCCCUGCAGCUGAUCCUAAGGGACCAACUUUAGAAUUUGUACAAUGACACCCACAUGGGCUGGGAGCCAACUCCCAGAUCCCCGGCUUGCACCCUUUCCAAAUCUUCGGUACAGAUUGGGCAGGUGACCAGGGGCCCAUUGGAACAGAAACCUGUUUGUGGUGGCACUGCUUCCCCCCCCCAAAUCCACUAUUGACUAGGAGGCGGGUGGGGGAUGUGGUGCCUUCCUUUUCCUUCCCACCUGCAGCUUUGCGUUAAAGAUUAAACACUGGCGCUCUUAUCCACGCCUGCCUUUGCAGCCAGAAGACUAACUGCAAAGGCAUCUUCCCAGUGGAGGGGGUAGGGUGGGGUGAGCUGAGAAUGGUGGGGAGAUCAUUGUAGAAGACACCCCUUCCCAAGCAUGGGGCAGUGAAUUUUGUUUUAGGAAACCCAUCGUUCUCCUGGCGGGGACCCCCACCCUGACCUAGGAUUUUUCCUGCCCGCUUCCACUCCCCCUCCUCUCAGCAAGAUAAAGCAAAGGCAGUCUGGAAACCUGUUGCCAAAGGAAGGGAACACUUCUGAAGAAGGAAGUUGAGAGUCUUAGACCAGGGUAACAAGAUGCUCAACUACAGUACUCCCAGUGCAGGGGGCUGCUUGCUGGACAGGAAGGCGGUGGGCACCCCUGCCGGCGGGGGCUUCCCCCGGAGGCACUCGGUCACUCUGCCCAGCUCCAAGUUCCACCAGAACCAGCUCCUCAGCAGUCUCAAGGGCGAGCCAGCCCCAGCUCUGAGCUCUCGGGACAGCCGUUUCCGAGACCGCUCUUUCUCAGAAGGGGGCGAGCGGCUGCUGCCCACCCAGAAGCAGCCGGGGAGCGGCCAGGUCAACUCCAGCCGCUACAAGACGGAGCUGUGCCGUCCCUUCGAGGAGAACGGUGCCUGUAAGUACGGGGACAAGUGCCAGUUCGCUCAUGGCAUCCACGAGCUCCGAAGUCUGACCCGUCACCCCAAGUACAAGACGGAGCUGUGCCGCACCUUCCACACCAUCGGCUUUUGCCCAUAUGGGCCCCGCUGCCACUUCAUCCACAACGCCGAGGAGCGCCGCGCCCUGGCCGGGGCCCGGGACCUCUCCGCUGACCGUCCCCGCCUCCAGCAUAGCUUUAGCUUUGCUGGGUUUCCUAGUGCCGCUGCCACCGCCGCUGCCACGGGGCUGCUGGACAGCCCCACGUCCAUCACCCCACCCCCCAUCCUGAGCGCCGAUGACCUCCUGGGCUCACCCACCCUGCCAGAUGGCACCAAUAACCCCUUUGCUUUCUCCAGCCAGGAGCUGGCAAGCCUCUUUGCCCCUAGCAUGGGGCUGCCUGGGGGUGGCUCCCCAACCACCUUCCUCUUCCGGCCCAUGUCCGAGUCCCCUCACAUGUUUGACUCUCCCCCCAGCCCUCAGGAUUCUCUCUCGGACCAGGAGGGCUAUCAGAGCAGCUCCAGCAGCAGCCACAGUGGCUCUGAUUCCCCCACCUUGGACAACUCAAGACGCCUGCCCAUUUUCAGCAGACUUUCCAUCUCAGAUGACUAAACCAGGGUAGGGAGGGACCCCCUGCCUACUCGACCCCGCCCAUCCUUCUUCCCCUCACCUCCCUACCCAUCUGAUUCCCUACAACCCCUGCAUUAACAAGGUUAAGCUCAACCCCUUCCCCCAGAACCUUGGAAUGCCCCCUCCCCCACCCCUAACCCUCCCCCCUAACAUAAGGACAAGUCAAUUUGUCAGUAGCUUCCUCUGGCUUGAAACCCCCCUCUCCUCGAUUUUAUAGCCCACUUACCACGCAUAACAGACAAGUCCCAUAUUUGUCAGUAGAUGCCUUUUCCCCCCUCGGCUUAAGCCUUAAGUGCCAAAUCACAAAAGAAAAAGCAGUAACAGUUUACAGAAGCAAUUUAGUGCCUUGUAAUCUAACUUUGUCACUGUGACUACAUUACCUCUUCAGCGCCAGAGGGCACCCGUGGGCCUCCCGGAGCCUCUGCCCAUGGGGAGGGGGAGGGGACCCAGAACCAGCAGCUCCCUCCACUGGCGGCCCAACUGCACCUUCCCUUACUUCAGCCUCCCACACACUUCCUCCUCCCUCUCCCCAUGACCCCCACACCCCUUUCGGGAGAGUUGUUGCCAGACUCGGGUUUUUGGGGAAACCUAUCUUGACAUUCAAAACCUUUUUCUUCCCGACCUGAACCUCUGUUGACUAAUCUUGCCUGGGUUCGUGUAGGUCUACAGGAAGGAAGACUGAAAAAGUGGAUGAAGAUUGUGAUAUAAGUGGGACUUUGUGAUUUAAUUUUUUUCUUUUUUAUUUUCUUUUUUUUUUUUUUUAAGUGGGGAGGAUGGGGAAGCUAGAUGGACUAUGAGAGACUUGAUUUUGGUGCUAAAGUUCCCCAGUUCAUAUGUGACAUCUUUAAACAAAAAAAAUAACAAAAAAAUGAGAGAAAAGCU